Molecule: messenger RNA, 4155 nt
Organism: Rhipicephalus sanguineus (brown dog tick)
Lineage: Eukaryota; Metazoa; Arthropoda; Arachnida; Ixodida; Ixodidae
Product: ATP-binding cassette sub-family C member 2
Exons: 25
Coding region: 1-4155 (1384 amino acids)
Biological process (GO): transmembrane transport
Cellular component (GO): membrane
Molecular function (GO): ATP binding; ABC-type transporter activity; ATP hydrolysis activity
Source: RefSeq, a predicted model, not a curated record
AUGGAUGAUGAAGAGCUGCAGUCCUCGGCACUCGUGGGCAAGGCUUCCUGGCUGCUCAAGUGGGCUUUCGUCGGGUGCUCCCUGUUCUCCGUCGUGGAGCUGCUGCAGAGGCCCCACUUGGCACCGCGGCGACCGGUGUGCUUCACACUUUGUGACAUCGGCUAUCUGGUUUGCAACGUCGUCACAAUCGUCUUACUCGUCGUGGUCAUUGUCCUUGUUUUCAAUGGUUCCAAGGAAGCAGCCACGGAAUGUGUCGUGGUCGUCAUAUUUGUGUGGCUCAUAUCCAGCGCUGUCAUGCAACGCAGCAAAGGCAUGUGCGCCUCCAACUUGUUCUGCACAUUGCACGCAAUUUACUUCGUCGCCUCUGUGAACGACCUCUUGUGUCUCAAAGACUUGACUUUUGCACAGGAAGCUGUCAACGUCAGUCCGGAUAAGUUGUCGUGGGCGACCACAUUGCGUUCACUGUCGAUGGCAGCCGCACUGGGGAGCUUAUUAUUCGCCUGUUUUCGAAGCAGUCCAGUCUACGACAAGGAUGGUGUUAUGGUGAGAGCUCAGAGCAGCAGGUACAAUGAUGCCGCGCAUCGAGGGCGACAGGUGUCAUUCGCAGUGCGAGCAACACCUGUUAAUGAGCGCAACGCUGUGAAUAACAAUAGGAACGCGCUGCGCGAGAACAACAAGUGGGCUCUGAUUGAGGAUAUCGGCUGCGAGCCAGCCAAAGCCUUGACCGUGCUCUUCCUGUCGACAUGCGUGGCGGAAGUGUUCCUCUCGGGCUUCUUGGAAUACGUGGUGCUGCGAUUCUCGUUGCAGUUCAAGGCCCUCAUGCAGGCGACACUGUUCACAAAGACAACGCGUAUGAGCAGCCGUGCCCUUUCGGAGAAUCCCACCGGCUACCUCGUCUCUCUGCUGGGUGUGGACUGCGAAGAACUCGCCAUCGCUACUAUCAUCAUAGCUCAAACCGUGAGCGGCCUCCUCUGUUUUCCUGUUCUCUUGUGGAUGCUAGCGAAGCGCGUCGGUGUUCUUCCCGUCAUCGGCUGCGUCGCCUGGCAACUGACGUCACUAGCUCUCUUCGUCCCGGCCUCUAAGGUGCAGACCGGACUUUGGGAGCGCGUCAACCGGCAACGGGACGAGCGGUUGAAGAAGAUGGCUGACACCCUUACCUGCGUCCGGCUGGUCAAGUUCUAUGCGUGGGAAGACGCGGUGGUGCGGGCGAUGAACCGCUUCCGCGAAAGGGAGGGCUUCUUCAUCUUCCUCGCCAACCUCCUGGACGGAUUCAUCGAUUCCCUGCAAAUGUCUUCCAGCUCCCUGAUGACCAUAAUCCUGCUGGGGACCUUCGCAGCCGUCAACCGACCGGCAACCCUGACGGCAGCACGGUCCUUCUCCUCCCUCUACAUGCUGUCCAUCAUGGACAUCGUGGCCGUCAACAUGUCCGCCUGCCUACGCCACCGAAGCAUGGUUUCGGAAGGCGUGCGAAGAAUGGUGAGAACUCUUACUGCUGAGGAAGAGUGCAUCGAAAAGGACAGCAUCCAGCACAUUAACUCGAAAAAAGGCGCUGUGAUACUCAGCAAGUGCUCAUUCGCCUGGAGCGGAGGAAGAGAGGAAGCACCUGGAAAGGAGAAGCCAGUGCUCUGUGGCGUCACCAUGGACGUCGCACCGGGUUCCUUCGUCGGUGUUGUCGGCCUCGUCGGAAGUGGAAAGACCGCGCUGCUGACAGCUAUGCUCGGCGAACUUCGUUGCAUCGAAGGAUAUAUCCAUGUUCACAUCUACCUCCAAAUGCAGGGAAGCGUGGCGUACCUGCCACAAACGGCCUGCAUCUUCAACAUGACCAUCCGAGACAAUGUGCUCUUCGGCAAGCGCAUGGAUGCCGGACGCUACUUGCGCGUCCUUGAAGCUUGUGACCUCACACGAGACAUGGAACUGCUGCCUGCUGGAGAUCUGACCGAAGUUGGAGAGAAAGGCGAAACCUUGAGCGGAGGCCAGAAGCAGAGGGUGGCACUGGCGCGCGCAGUGUACAGUGACAGCGACAUCUACCUGAUGGACGACACUCUAAGCGCUUUGGAUGUUCACGUGGCCGCCAAGGUCUUCGCACGGGUCAUCGGACGUGACGGAUUGUUAAGGCACAAGACUCGCAUCAUGGUUUGUAACCAAGGCGUGUUCUUGAGACACGUCGACCAGUUAUUCCUGGUGUGGGAGAAAAGACUGCUUUCAUUCCAAAACCUGACCGAGAUGGUCACCGACCACAGGGCGCCGAAGACGCUGUUGUUCGGAAGCAGGCCGGACUCCUCAGCCAAUGACAGGCGUCCCAGCGGAUAUGCCCAUGAAAUGGCGGAAGAAGAUUGUGUAUUUGGAAAGCUCACCACAGACGAAACACGGAAUAGAGAUUUAAGUGCAUUCGAUCUUGCCCGGGCCCUGGUGACCAUGUCGGGCGUCUGCUUUCCUCUGGCCGUUCUCAGCAUCGUGGCACGUGCGGUGGCCGUGGCAAUGUUCCUCUGCUGGAUCAAGAUGUGGACCGACGCGGCCGCCACUCCCGACAACGGAGGGUAUUCUGACGCCACUUGGGUCACGCAUACGCUCGCAGUGAUGUUUGGCUCUCUGGCUGGCUUUCUGCUGGCGCUGUCUUUCCGGCGGCUGUCUUCGCGUCUGCAUGGCGCCAUGCUCCGGAGCGUGCUUCUCUCGCCCGUCUCCUUCUUCGACGCGACGCCCCGCGGAAGACUGCUGAACCGAUUCUCCGCCGACCUCAAUUAUGUCGACUGCCAGUUCUACGUGACGACCAAAGAGGUGUUGCAGACCAUCACGGUGGUACUAGCCAGGUUGGCCGUCGUGGGAAGUCAGACUCUUACAGCUUGCCUCCUAGGAGUGGUCGCCACUGGCGUCUACCUUGUCAUAGUGACAGUGAGUGUGCGGGCUGCCAACGUACUUCGCUCCCUGGACACAGCCUGCGUGUCUCGCAUGCUGCAGCACCUGACCGAGACCCGAGACUCGAUGAGUAGCGUGCGCUGCUACGGCGCUGUGAGGCUCGUGUGCCGGCGCUUCUACCGCCUCCUGGACGGUGCCAUCACAUAUUUCUGGGCCUUGGCAGGGUCCGUGCGCUUCACGCGCGUUGCCGGAGGAUUUGCUGGCCUCUGUGCCGUCCUCACCCUGGUGCUGGUCAUGCUCUUGUCGACCACGCCUCUCUCACCGAGUGGAAUUGGCCUGUCGCUCAGCUCAGCGAUGUCGAUUCCAAUGCUACUGUCGGCCAUCAAUGCGUCCAUUUUCUUUUGCUUGAUGUCUUCUAUCGCUUUCGAGCGCUCAGUGGAGUACACCAGGCUACAACCCGAGGACGGCUGCGAUGCGGAUGACAUGCAGCCGAAGGUCACAAGCACCUCACUGGCCUCGUGGCCAGACCGCGGAAGGAUAGUGUUCGACAAUUUCACCGCGUCUUACAAUCCCGGCAUGGGUCCACCCAUUUUGAAGAGCCUUACUUUUGUUAUAGAAGCUCGUGAGAGGGUAGGUGUGGUGGGGCGCACCGGAGCGGGAAAGUCAUCACUUAUUCUGGCCCUUCUUCGAGUGCUAAAGCCUUCGGAAGGACGCAUUGUCAUCGACGGCAUAGACAUCUCCUCGGUUCCCCUUCGGGAACUGCGCUCUGUCAUCACAGUUAUCCCACAGGAGCCGUACCUGAUGAAAGGAAGUCUGAGGGACAACCUGGACGCGACGCAGAGUCACUCGGACGACGAGAUCUGGGAGGCGCUGACGAAAGCGCACAUGGCCGACUUCGUGUCCAAGCAUCCGCUAGGACUCUUACUGGAGAUAGAAGACGGAGCUGAGAACCUCAGCGCUGGUCAACGGCAGUUGUUGUGCCUGGCACGGGCUCUUCUUCGGCGGCCGCGCGUUCUUCUGCUGGACGAGGCCACGUCGCGCAUGGAUGGCGACACCGACAGGCUGGUGCAGGAAACCCUGCAAGAGGGCUUCUCUCACUGCACCGUGCUCACAAUCGCUCACCGGUUGAACACGGUGCUGCACUGCGAUAGGAUCUUGGUGAUGAGCGAGGGGUGCGUCGCUGAAUUCGGCACUGCAGCAGAGCUCACCGCGAAUCCCAGCUCUAUUUUCGGCGCAAUGGCCCGAACUGCAGGCAUUGACACGUCGGCGUUGCAAAGCAGGGAUUAUUCUGUCCGGCUUUGA